AUGGCCUACUAUCGCCCACAAAGGCAUCAAGCCCGUCCAUCACGUUACGAUGAUGACUUUGCACCCCCUGAGCCUGUAAACUCCUACGAUCCCUACGAUGACUUGGAACCGCCGCCUCCUCGAAGCCGCUACCCGGCAGGUCCCCCGUCACCACCCCGAUCACCGCCCCGCCGCCACAAGUCGGAGAGACGUCGUCGGCGACCCAGCCCCAGUCAAUACUAUCCCGAUGAGCCUAUGAUGACUUCCCGGCAUCGCGAGCCCCGUUCCCGCUCUCAAAAAUAUGAGCCGGAGCGUCGCGGACGAAGUGCGGGACCUGAUCGCCGGGCACGGGAUCUUAGCCCUCCGCCUUUCGGACCUCCUCCGGAUUCACCUCGCCGCAAAGCCCGAUCAGCCCGCCGUGACCGGGAGCCCCGCUAUGAACAGCCACCGCCUCGAGAAUAUCGCCCACCCCGAGAGCCUCGCCCUGGGCGGGAGCGGGAGAUCCCUAUCCGCAUGAAACGAGAGCCACGACCCGAUAGAGAAUUCCGAGAUGAGCGCGCCGCUCCCGUGCCAGAUCCCUACGAACCCGACCCAUAUGCUCGGGGCCCGCCAGGCGAAUCUCGGAAACGACGCCCUCGAACAUGGGCUCCCGACCCAGACUCACCUCGCCAUUCCCGGCCCGCUAGGCCACCCUCGCCUCGACCCAAGUCACGACCACGGGGCCGCUCUUUGCGACGCCCGGACUCUGAUGAUGAAGACGAUCAUGCUGGUUACUAUGCGGCCGGAGCAGGAGCUGCAGGAGCUGCUGGCGCUGCGGCUGCAAGUCAUCGGCGCCCACACUCCCAGACAAGAGAUCACAAGGGACGAGGCCACCCUCGACCCUCAUCUCGCGGCCGACCUCCCACCACACAGAAGACUCGGAGUGGCCCAUCGGGUCGCCGUAAUUCAAUGCCUGCAAGCACCCAGCCUCGCUCUGCUUGGUGGCAGAACCCUCUGGUCCAGGCUGGCGCUCGCACUGCCCUCACUGCUGGAGCCCAGGCUGCGAUGAAGUCUCGCAACGACCCCAGCCCCUGGCUUGGACCUAAGGGCGCCAAGGUCGCUACCGCCGCGUUGGGCGCUGCACUGGUGGAUGGUUUCAUGGGCCAGAAGCACCCCAACAGCACGAGACAGAGCCUCAUGCGGCAAGGUGUUGAUCUUGCACAGAACCAGGCCAUGAAGACCCCAGCUCAUCACAAGUCUCGCCAUCGUCACGACUCUCGCCAUCGCCACGAUCGAUAG
Messenger RNA from Fusarium keratoplasticum, 1257 nucleotides. RefSeq lists its product as uncharacterized. NCBI's taxonomy places the organism in Eukaryota, Fungi, Ascomycota, Sordariomycetes, Hypocreales, Nectriaceae. The transcript has a single exon. The record is from RefSeq and is a predicted model, not a curated record. Bases 1 to 1257 code for a protein of 418 amino acids.